Messenger RNA from Aureobasidium melanogenum CBS 110374, 1350 nucleotides. RefSeq lists its product as uncharacterized. The coding region runs from base 1 to 1350 and encodes 449 amino acids. Lineage: Eukaryota; Fungi; Ascomycota; Dothideomycetes; Dothideales; Saccotheciaceae. The transcript is spliced from 3 exons. The record is from RefSeq and is a predicted model, not a curated record.
AUGUUGAAUGUUCGUUCGCCUGCAAUCUCCUGUAAGGCAAAGUUGACUUUGGGGUCUCGGGAUUCAUGUUUGCUGCUUUCAAAAGCACUUGACACGGAGGCUCGUCAGCCCCGUCAACUUGGUACUGUUCGCCAUCUGAAUAUUCGCCAUGUGAUCACUCAGAGAAAGCCUUCUAAGGUUACCACUACCGAGAGAAGCCUUCCUCAGAAGACUAUCAAUAGUCGAAAACCUGCAAGACAAGCCACUGUGCCUUACGACAAUUCUCUCGAUAAGCGGACUUCAGCAGCACUGCAACAUCACAAACACCUGGAUCGUGUCAACGUCAACAAAUGGCGUUCAGAUCUCGUUCUACCGCCCGAUGCCUUUUGGAAGAAGUGGGAGAAUUUACUGAACCCCAGUGAUGCUGGCGGGCUUGACACAGCUCUCAGGUUUGUGGAUCGCUGGCAAGAUGCAUCAACUAAAACAAGUUUUCGUGUCGAAAGACAUGAAUUCUCAACUACUGGUUCCAUAUAUGAGUGUACCUCCCACGCCUCGCUGGCUCUAUUGGGAGUUCGCACAACAGUGUCCUAUGGUUAUAGUAAGCAAGAGGCAUUUGACAACCAGCACCUUGCACGAGUCUCACAAUUGUAUCAACUUGGCGAGCUUGAUACAAUCUAUCAGGGCACUAUGGAAUCAAGGAAGCUCAUGGGACUAUAUGAGUGGGCUGCAAGGUACGGCUUGUUCCCAAGAUUCGACAUCAAAAUGACCGACGACCGACCCGACGCUCAAUAUCGAAUCACCUUGGCUGUACGAACGUGGAACGUCAAAGCUGUUUCAACUGCCCCAACAUACAUUGAAGCCUUGGCUACUGUCAUAACAACAUACGAUGACUCUGUCAAGAAAGACGGUGUCAGUAUUCCACUGACACCAGGAGCCACCUCAGAGAGGCUGGAACAUCUGGACCUAGGGACCGCAGGCCGAGCUUUGAAAUUCGUCACGGAGAAACUCCAACCUCGCGACUUCCGACGAUGGACCAUGAAACUCGACAGACCAAGGCCACAAUGGGCUUACAGAGUUGUAGUCGACGGAUGCUAUAACCCUGAGAUCCCGAUGCUACGUAAGCGCGACGCAUAUUACGUUGGAACCAUCACUGCAGUGGUGCGGAUCUUGCAGCGCUUCGGUUUUGAUCUGAUGGAAGGGUUUGAGGAGUACCUCGAGGCAACCAAGAAUGACGCCAAAUCGAGGUCCUCAAGUGGAGAGGGAGAGGUUGAGAUUGCUGACCAGUCUGACAAGAGCUCUUGCGAGGGAUCUGACCACGUUUCCGCGCACGCUGUCCUUCAAGAAUGGUUGAGGGUGCGAACGAAAAGAUGA